CUCUCUCACUCACACAUAGUCACACACAGUUACACUCACACAUACACCACACACAUCACAUUGGAUAACAGUUACACACCACAUUUCCCCUGAGCCAGAUGCUACUUUGAGGAAAAGGACAACCUGCUGCGGAAGGAUUUUACCUGCUGUUUUUUUCUUAAGAAAGGAGUAUAAAAACAGGAAUAAAAACUAACACACGAGACAGUUUCAGUUUGUUCCUGGACAUGGUCAACAUGACACCAGCAUGACACCCUCCUGUUUGGAUUCCCUCCUCAGGCCAAAAUCCUGAAAAUGAUGGAUGAGAACAAGCAGCUGGCUCAGAGGAUCAACGGGGCCAGCCAGUCGGCCAGCCAGGAGGUGACCAACCUUCGAUCGGAGCUGACGGCCACCAGCAGCAGACUGGCUGAGCUUGGGGCCACCGACCGGGAGCGUGACCCAUUCAUGGAGAAUCACGACCCGCAGCACAACCACCACCACGAUCCCUCUGUACACCAGAGGCAGAACCCGCCAGCCACCGAUCUCUGCUACAAGAGUGAUAUCAGCAGCCUCAUGGAGUUCAGCACCCCAGACUCCUCUCUGGACAAAGUAUUGCUUCGGGGGGAGGUGGCCCAGCUCCAGGAGGAGGUGCACCUGCUCAGACAGAUGAAGGAUAUGUUGAGUAAGGACCUGGAGGAAGGCCAAGGAAGCUGCUCUGCUGACGUGCUCUCAGCCACCGAACUCCGCGUGCAGCUGGCCCAGAAGGAGCAGGAACUGGACCAUGCUAAGGAGGUACUGCAGGCGAUGAAGGCGGACCGGAAGCAUUUGAAGGCGGAGAAAGCAGAUCUCGUCAACCAGAUGCAGCAGCUCUAUGCCACGCUAGAGAGCCGAGAGGAGCAGUUAAGGGACUUCAUCCGCAACUACGAACAGCACAGAAAAGAGAGUGAGGAUGCAGUGAAGGCGCUGGCUAAGGAGAAGGACCUGUUGGAAAGGGAGAAGUGGAACCUGCGGCGGCAGACCAAGGAAUCCACAGAGCAUGCCGGCGCCCUGCGCUCCCAACUGGACCUGAAGGAGAACAGGAUCAAGGAGCUGGAAGCAGAGUUGGCCAUGGCAAAACAGUCCUUAGUGACCCUGACCAAGGAUGUGCCUAAGCGGCACUCUCUGGCCAUGCCCACUGAGGCGGUUGUCAACGGCAACAACCAGGAGUGGGUGAUGCACGCGGACCUGCCCCUCACCGCAGCCAUCCGUCAGAGUCAGCACACCCUCUACCACAUCCACACAUGCCACCUCACCGACAGGCAAGUGGCUGCGGUCAGGGUGAGCCCGUGUCACUCCCGCCAGCCCUUAAUUAUCUCAGAUGCCUCGGCCAUGGAGGGUGACCGCUCAUCCACCCCCAGUGACAUAAAUUCCCCUCGCCACAGGACACACUCCCUCUGCAAUUCACUAGAGGAUCUGGAGGACCAGAAGCGUAAGAAGAAGAAAGAGAAGAUGGGCCUGGGUUCUCUGUCACGUGUCUUCGCCCGGGGAAAGCAGCGCAAGUCAAUGGAACCGGGUCUGUUUGAUGGUACUUCAACUCCCGAUUAUUACAUAGAGGAAGAUGCAGACUGGUGAAAAGGUGGCAGAGAGUCCCACCUGUGUCCUUGAGUGGUGAUGUGUAAGAAUGUUUUCUGUCAGUGUGUGUGUGUGUGUGUGUGUGUGUGUGUGUGUGUGUGUGUGUGUGUGUGUGUGUGUGUGUGUGUGUG
Molecule: messenger RNA, 1718 nt
Organism: Salvelinus namaycush (lake trout)
Lineage: Eukaryota; Metazoa; Chordata; Actinopteri; Salmoniformes; Salmonidae
Product: kazrin-like
Exons: 8
Coding region: 292-1587 (431 amino acids)
Source: RefSeq, a predicted model, not a curated record